CCUUGGAAUAACUUGUAUGUGAUUGUCUGUGUAUUUUGAUUGUGUCACGCCGAUGCUUCCUUUGCACUGUUCUUAGGCUGUGAUACAUAUUUUGGUGUGUCUUCUUAUUAAAACAUCAUAAUAUUUAUCCUCAUAUUUCCCUCGUCAUUUAAACCUUCGUGUACAAACACCCAAAAAAAACAAACAAAAGAAAUAAUAAAUUACAAUGUUGAUUAAGGAUAUGUAUAAUUGUACUAUAGAUCUCGGGAGUUAUUUUCAGUAUUUAUGUAUCACAUUGUCAACACUGUUAGUUUUAUCAUCUAUAUUUCCUGUAAAUGCUGUACAAGAGUUUACUGUUUAUCGUGCUCAACAGUAUGAUUUCCAAGGUGUUAGUAUAGGCAGCCGACUUUCAUCAUUAAAUUGUGAAGCUCAAACACACAGCAGUCGAUUGAUUGGUCGAAAUUGUCUUCUUCUAAGACUAGCCGAUGUAUCUUUAAAUAUUAUCAAGGAUGCUGUGUUUCAUAAAGUUUCUGGCCUAGUAAUCAUUCUGCCAUCACAUUCAUGGUCACAAGCAUUGAUAAAUCAUUUCGUCUAUUUAGAAAAAGAAAUACUGACUGAUGAAUUUCAAAUCCCCAUUUACUUCACACUAAACAAUUCUGCACUCCAAGAAGUUUAUGAACAAGUUAGCCAGCUGACAGCGUCUAGUACUCAAACUUCAGGGAUAUCUGCAAUAACUCGGGCCAUAUCUUCAACUGGUUAUCGCCUAUUGGCUGGAUAUCAAACACCGAAACCCAUCACGGAUAAUUAUAUGAUAAAUAUAGAGGGUCGACUAGGAAAAGAGAGUGCUAAGUCAGCGAUCAUUAUCUGUGCACAUUAUGAUGCUAUUUCUGCUGUACCGAGCUUAGCUUUUGGUGCUGAUGCAAAUGGUAGUGGCGUUGUCAUUUUAUUGGAACUUGCUCGUCUGCUAUCACAACUUUAUUCAGAUGAAGCCAAUAGAUCGCCAUACCAAAUUGUAUUCCUUUUAACGGGCGGUGGAAAGUUCAAUUUCGUCGGGUCUAAACGUUGGCUUGAUCGAAGUAUUGAAGAUUCUGUUGGUUUAGCUCUCUUAGAUUCAGUUGCUCAAGUCAUCUGUUUAGAAGGUUUGGGUUCUUCCAAUUUUGGUCAGAAUAUGUAUGCGCAUGUCUCAAAACCACCGAAAGAAGGCUCAUUUUCAUACAAUUUCCUCAAAGCUUUGAAUGUAUCAAGUCAUCUGCAUCCUUAUCCAAAUGAGUUGUCAAAUUCCAAAUCACUGGACAACAAUGACAACAACAACAACAAUCAGUCAAGUUUCGUGCAUAUGAUUCAUAAAAAGAUCAAUUUGAAUCAAGAAAUUCUAGCCUGGGAACAUGAACGCUAUUCAAUUCACAGGUUGCCCGGCUUAACUCUGUCCAAUUGGCCGUCUGUUCAUAUAGCUAGUCAAUGGCGUCAAACAUCACUUGAUGGCGGUGUACCAAUGGAUACGGGUGAUGAAAAUGCUGGUUCUCAUCAUCGUGGCAAUGUUAGCCCACUUCUGUUGGCGCGGAAUACUCAUGUUAUUUUAGAAGCUUUAUUACGUGUAAUAUAUGAGAUGAAUUCAUCGCAUCCGAUCAUAAAGAAUUCACCGAUAGUACCACCUCAUUGGUCGUCUGAAGUCAGCACUGGUGCAUUAUUAGAUCUAAUAACUAAAUAUCCACGUAGUGCUCAAUAUUUAACGUCUAAAUGGAUGACAAAAACUCAAGAACGCAUGUUUACUGAGAUACCAACAGCACAUCGACUCAAUGGUGGUGGUGGUGGUGGUAAAGAUGCUGUUUCACAUAAAGCAGGAAUAAUUAAAAGUUUAGAGCACUAUUUGUCAAGAUUUAUGGAUGAUGUUCGUGUUGUUCAACACUCGUUGACUGAUGAAACAAUUAAAGUUAGUGACAAGACCUCUUCGUCUUCGUCAUCAUCUGGUCCUAGAGGUGGAGGAGGAGCUCAGACAAAAAAUUCUGCUGAAUCCACUGGUAAUUCAGUCCCGUCAAUUGUUACUUCAGCGGCAGCAUCAACAGAAGUCGAAGUUGUUUUGUAUUCUGAUGUAACCCCAUGUGUUAUGUCUCUUCACAGGCUAAAGUCAUCGGUAUUCGAUUUCGCUAUAGCUUGUGUUGUCGCUAGUUAUCUUGGUCUUGUAUAUUUACUUUUGGAGCAUUUUCAUCUAGUCUUGAAUUUGUUCAAAUUCAACAAAAUUGUCAAGUCAAAAUCACAAUAAAGCCCAAUGCCGUCGAUGGCGCAGCACCUUGACGUUGUUGAUAGGUGUGUGUGUGUGUGUGUGUGUGUGUGGAGCAGCACUUAUUAUUAUUAUUAUUAUUGAUUAGUAGUGCAAUGAUUUCUUUUAUCUCUCGAAAAUGCAAAGGCAACACGGAUCUUCGUUCAUUUUAUACUUCUAGUUAUUUGUGUGAAUAAUUUCUUCAGUUAUUUCUUCGUUUCUUUAUUUUCUUGUCUUUAUACGUAUAAAUAUGAUUUCAUUACUAUCACACCAACUAUGUUUGUUUGUAUACAUAAUUUUCUUUAAUGUAUAAUGAGCUAUAGUCAAGUGGAUUUGUCCCAUAUUGUAUUUUGAAACCCAUACCCUACAUUAUUACUCUUUACUUGUUGGCAAGCAUUUCAAGUGCUAUAGCAAACUUUACGUGUUUUAAUUUGUUGUAUUAUUUGUAAUGAGAAUAUAAACUUCAUAAUAUUAUGUAUUGGUGUCUCCA
Messenger RNA from Trichobilharzia regenti, 2726 nucleotides. Lineage: Eukaryota; Metazoa; Platyhelminthes; Trematoda; Strigeidida; Schistosomatidae. The record is from the annotation of a GenBank genome assembly.